UUCCCGGCACACCUUGCUCUUCCUGGAUACUGAGGCUUCGCGGCGGCCGCGCGGACCCGCGGCUGGAGAGUGAGGGUCCGAAGCGCGCGGGCUGGGGGCCUGGGGUCCCGCCCCGCCGCUGGAGGGACCGUCUGCUAGGGACCCUCAUCCCCGCCUCCGGGCGGACGCCCCCCUCCCCGGUUCCCUGCUGGAGCGGUCCCCUGCCCACUCUCCCGCCCUCAUGGGGCCUCCCUCCUGGAGAACCUAUUCGGUUUGUCCCUCGUUGCUCGGCUGCUGAGGACUUAGAGGAGUCCUUGUGCUCCACCCUGAGCUGCUCGGCGCCGUAGGCCCCCACCGGAGAGGCCCUGCCCUCUUGCCCUUAGGGAGAGGAGUCGGGUAGCCGGAGCCUGCCCUCGGCUUCAGCUGGCUCAUGGUGAAGCCCGUCUCUAGGAGCGUGCCAUGGAGGAGUUCCAGCACUCCUACAGCCGGCUGUGCAAGGAAAGUGGGUCUGAGCCCCAGGAAACUGUCCUGCAGCAACUGCAGGAGCUGCCACGGGGCCGGCUGGACCUGGCCACCCAGAGCCUGACCGUGGACACCUGCAGGGCCUUGGGCAAGCUGCUGCAGAAGGAGGUACUGCUGACGGAGCUCAUCCUGAGUGACUGCAUGCUCAGCGAGGAAGGAGCUACACUGCUGCUCCAGGGGCUGUGUGCCCACACCGUUGUGCGGUUUCUGGAUCUAAAGGGCAAUAACCUUCAAGCUGCAGGUGCUGAGGCUCUGGGACAACUCCUCCGGCAGAACAAGUCCAUUCAGAGCCUCACCCUGGAGUGGAACAACCUGGGCACGUGGGAAGAUGCCUUCGCCACCUUCUGCGGAGCCCUGGCGGGCAACGGCACCCUUCGGCAGCUGGACCUCCGCAACAACCAGAUCAGCCACAAGGGCGCGGAGGAGCUGGCCUUGGCCCUGACAUGCAACGCCAGCCUCCAGCAGCUGGACCUGCGCUGGAAUAGCAUCGGCCUCCUGGGGGGCCGGGCCCUGGUGAACUCUCUCCCCCGCAACAGAACCCUGUGGAGGCUGGAGCUGGCUGGGAAUAACAUCCCAGGCGACAUCCUCAGAGCUGUGGAGCAAGCAAUGGACCACAACCAGGAGCGGCAGACCACUUCCCGAGAGAACCAGGCCCGCACCCAUGUGCUCAGCAAGGAGGUAAAACACCUCCAGGAAGAGAAAUCCAGGCAGUUUCUGGACUUGAUGGAGACAAUUGAUAAGCAGCGAAAAGAGAUGGCCAGGAGCAGCAGGGCAUCGGCAGCAUGCGUGGGGCAGCUUCAGGAAGCCCUGAAUGAGAGACAUUCCAUCAUCAAUGCCCUCAAGGCCAAGCUGCAGAUGGCCGAGGCCGCCCUGGCCCUGUCAGAGCAAAAGGCCCAGGGCCUGGGGGAGCUCUUGGCCACCGCGGAGCAGGAACAGCGAAACUUGGCGCAGAGGCAGGCAAAGGAGCACAGGAUGGAGCAGCAGGAGGCUGCAGAGCGGGAGUUUAAGCUCCUCAGAGACUUAUCUGCUGCCAACGAGAAGAACCUGCUUCUGCAAAACCAGGUGGACGAGUUGGAGCGGAAGGUGAGAGCUCAGCAGGAGCAGCUGUUCCUGGCCAGGCAGGAGCUGAGCAACACAACGGCGGAGCUGAAGAUGCGGGCCAACCAGGCCGAGGGUGGGCACAGGCAGGCCGCGGCUGAGGGCCCCAGAGGGGGGAGGACAGGGAGUGAGGGCCCCUCAGGGAGCCCCACCCGUGCUCUGCCCCCUGCGCUUCCAGAGCGUCUGGAACUGGAGAAGAAAAGGUCCCGACAGAGCUUGGAGGACUUGGAGCAGCUGCGAGCCAAGGAGGUGGAGCACAUGACUCGUCACCUGGAAGAGAGCGAGAGAGCCAUGCAGGACAGGGUACAGAGGCUGGAGGCCUCGCGGCUAUCCCUGGAGGAGGAGCUGAGCCGAGUGAAGGCGGCGGCUCUCAGUGAGCGUGGCCAGGCUGAGGAGGAGCUCAUUAAGGCCAAGAACCAAGUCCGUCUGGAGGAGCGGCAGCAUCUGGCUCACCUGGAGGAGAAGCUGCGGCUGCAGGCCCAGGCUCGGGACGAAGCUCAGAGCGCCUGCCUGCAGCAGAGGCAGACAGUGGCCGAGGCCCAGGCCCGGGCCAGCCAGCUGGGCCUGCAGGUGGAAGGCCUGAGACGACGCCUGGAGGAGCUGCAGCAGGAACUGAGCAACAAGGACCAAGAAAAGGUGGCUGAGGUGACCAGGGUGCGGGUGGAGCUGCACGAGCAGAAUGGCCGCCUGCAGGCAGAACUGACGGCCCAGGAGGCCCUGAAAGAGAAGGUGGCGGCCCUGGAGCGUCGGCUGAAAGUGAUCGCAGGUGACCACCGGGAGGCGCUGCUGGACAGGGAGAGUGAGAACGCCUCUCUCCGGGAGAAGCUUCGGCUCAAGGAGGCCGAGAUCGCCCGGAUCCGGGAGGAGGAGGCCCAGAGGGCCGGCUUCCUGCAAAAUGCUGUCCUGGCUUAUGUCCAGGGGUCUCCUCUGAGGGCUGUGAACCCCCAGAAGUGAAGGGAGGCAGGAGACUCGGGGAGGGCAGGAGGGCAGCAUCUCCUAGACAUGUGUGCCCCAUCGCUGCCCGUCCCUGCGUCUCCAGACACAGCCUGGCUGACAGUCUGGCAGCCGAGGCAGGGUCUACGGCUGGGGACUUGGAAAAUUGGGGCCCAGCCGGAUUAGUGAGUGGGGACCGCCGCUGCUCAGCACCAGCUACCGGGCUAGGCCAGCCCAGGGCUGCUGGCCACCAGGACCGGAGGGGGCACCCCCUGGGCCCUUCCCGAGCCUUCCUCCCAGUACCAGGUGAUAAGCCUGACAUGCAUCUGAGGAAAAGCCCCCAUGGCGGAGGAAAAUCCAAAAGAGCUGUCCCCAGCUCCACCCCAGCCCCUCCUCACAAUCAGCUCCUCCAAUGUAACCACACAUGCUCCUUUUACAAUGUAACCAGGAGUGCUGCGCGCUGGCCCAGGCCUCCUGGGUCUUUUGAAAUACACAACUUUUACACUUUGUGAUA
Callorhinus ursinus (northern fur seal) is the source of this 3046-nucleotide messenger RNA. RefSeq names its product leucine rich repeat containing 45 (gene LRRC45). The record is from RefSeq and is a predicted model, not a curated record. NCBI's taxonomy places the organism in Eukaryota, Metazoa, Chordata, Mammalia, Carnivora, Otariidae. Gene Ontology annotation, molecular function: protein binding. Gene Ontology annotation, cellular component: plasma membrane; centrosome.